GUACAAAGCAAGAGGUCCAGUUUUCGAGACGGGCCACCGAAUCUCCCAUUGGAAUUCAACGUGGAUAAGGAAAAACCGUCGACAAGUGCCGAGUUGGUGCCACCAACUUGUCACGUAGAAUUUGAAACUCAUAACACAAUAUUUCGUCCGAUCCCGAUCGUGAAUCCUGUCUAUUCUGUUGAUUCGGCGUAUCCCAGAUCAAAUCUUGUAUAUAAAGUGUUGCACAAUUACAGGAAAAUGUACGCAGAUCGUUGGGCAAUGGAGCUUACUGUACCGGGACGAGAAGGAGCACCUUCCUAUAACGCUUCAGGAAAGAUUAUUACACUAUGCAACCUCAAUCGCCUGUCAGACAUAAUGCGUAGGCAGAUGCCGUAUAUCUUGCAAUUUAUUCUUGAAACAUUCGACGAUUUCGCCACUUUUGAUAACGGCGAACAGAAUUUUUACAACGCAACGUCACUGAGGGCAGUGUUGCAGCAACUCACAAUAAACGUGUUCAUGUCACGUUUCUGGGAGUUGGAAGGAUCCUAUUGGACCUAUCGGAAUUUGCCAGCUCAGCAAGUAGAGAAGUUUGUUUUUUAUAUCUGUAGUACAAAUGAACACGGUAAACUUACC
This is a messenger RNA of Ostertagia ostertagi, 612 nucleotides long. Lineage: Eukaryota; Metazoa; Nematoda; Chromadorea; Rhabditida; Trichostrongylidae. The record is from the annotation of a GenBank genome assembly.